This is a messenger RNA of Drosophila ficusphila, 4904 nucleotides long. RefSeq names its product tyrosine-protein phosphatase 69D (gene Ptp69D). Gene Ontology annotation, biological process: protein dephosphorylation. The coding region runs from base 225 to 4604 and encodes 1459 amino acids. Lineage: Eukaryota; Metazoa; Arthropoda; Insecta; Diptera; Drosophilidae. The record is from RefSeq and is a predicted model, not a curated record. The transcript has 12 exons. Gene Ontology annotation, molecular function: protein binding; protein tyrosine phosphatase activity.
UCAUCGCAAAAUAAAAAAAAAUCCCGUAUUAAGAAAAUAACGAUUAAUGAAUACUUUUCCGCGAUUGCAGUCUAUUAGAUGGUUUUUUAAAACACACAUUUUUCGGUGUUUAUUUGUCGCCGCGUAUUAGUUUAAUAGAGAAAAUCUUUUUUACGGAACACAGACAUCGAAUAUAAUUUUUGACAUAUGUAUUUAUCCGGCUCGGAGUGAGAAAUUAGCAAGCCAUGGCGUUACUCUACCGACGCAUGUCGAUGCUAUUUAACAUAAUCUUUGCGAAUAUUUUCCUUUGUACAAUUUGUGUGCAAGGAUCUAUAAAACAAGAAUGGGCAGAAAUAGGAAAAAACGUAUCGUUAGAGUGCAUCUCUGAAAACGAAGCUGUCGUAUGGAAAUUGGGAAAUCAGACUAUUGAUAAAAACAAUACAAGAUAUAAAAUCAGAACUGAUCCCUUAAAGUCCAACGACGACGUUAGUGAAACCAACGAAAGUCAAGAUUUUAUAAAGUAUAAAAAUGUCCUGACGCUUCACAAUGUAAAUAUGAAGGAUUCGGGAAACUACACCUGCACAUCCCAAACGGGCCAAAACCAUUCGACUGAGUUUCAUGUUAAGCCUUACCUUCCUCCAAAAGUCCUGCAAAGUACACCCGACAAGAUAAAAAGAAAAAUCGAACAGUCUGUCGUUUUGCACUGUUUGAUUGAGAUGUUCCCCCUAAACGAUACGACGAGUAAGAACCUCAAGUGGCUAAAAGACGGAAGCCAAUUUGAGUUUCUGGACACUUUUUCAUCCAUCACCAAGCUUAACGACACACACUUAAACUUUACCUUGGAAUUUACCGAAGUUUACAAGAAGGAGAACGGAACCUACAAGUGCACAGUAUUUGACGAUAAUAGACUUGAAGUGACCUCGAAGGAAAUAACGCUGUUUGUAAUGGAAGUGCCACAAGUUAGCAUCGAUUUCGCCAAGGCUGUCGGUGCUACAAAAAUAUACCUGAACUGGACCGUAAACGACGGCAACGAUCCAGUUCAAAAGUUCUUCAUCACACUUCAGGAGGCUGGAACACCGACUUUUACCUACUACAAAGACAUUAUUAACGGCAGCCAUACGUCAUAUAUCUUAGAUCAUUUUAAACCGAAUACAACCUAUUUUUUAAGAAUAUCCGGAAAGAACUCGGUUGGCAAUGGGCUGCCCACACAACAUGCCCAGGGGAUCACUACGCUCAGCUUUGAUCCCAUAUUUAUACCGAAGGUCGAGACCACCGGCAGCACAGCGUCCACAAUAACGAUUGGCUGGAAUCCCCCGCCACCGGACCUAAUUGAUUACAUCCAAUACUACGAACUGAUUGUUUCCGAGUCGGGCGAAGUGCCCAAAGUGAUUGAAGAGGCCAUUUACCAGCAAAAUUCGCGAAAUUUGCCAUAUAUGUUUGAUAAGCUUAAAACCGCCACGGACUACGAAUUUAGGGUAAGAGCGUGUAGUGAUUUAACCAAGACCUGUGGACCAUGGUCGGAGAACGUAAACGGUACCACAAUGGACGGCGUUGCAACGAAACCCACCAACUUGACUAUCAACUGCCAUCAUGACAACGUAACGAGGGGCAACUCCAUCUCCAUUAAUUGGGACGUUCCCAAAACGCCAAAUGGCAAGGUUAUGUCGUAUUUAAUUCACUUGCUUGGCAACCCCAUGAGCACCGUGGACAGAGAGAUGUGGGGACCCAAGAUUCGAAGAAUCGACGAGCCCCACCACAAGACCCUGUAUGAAAGUGUUAGCCCGAAUACAAACUACACGGUCACAGUGUCAGCCAUCACAAGACACAAGAAGAACGGCGAACCGGCUACUGGAAGUUGUCUAAUGCCCGUUUCAACGCCAGAUUCUAUUGGAAGGACUAUGUGGACAAAAGUUAAUUUGGGAUCCAAGUACGUCCUGAAACUAUACUUGCCGAAGAUAAGCGAACGGAACGGUCCCAUAUGCUGCUACAGAUUAAACCUAGUCAGAAUUAACAAUGACAACAAGGAAUUGCCGGAACCGGAAAAGCUUAAUAUCGCCACAUAUCAGGAGGUUCACAGCGACAAUGUCACCAGAAGUAGUGCAUAUAUAGCAGAAAUGAUAAGUAGCAAGUACUUUAAACCGGAAAUAUUUUUGGGUGAUGAACAGAGAUUCAGCGAAAACAAUGAGAUAAUCAGAGAUAACGAUGAAAUCUGUCGCAGAUGCUUGGAGGGAACGCCGUUUCUGAGAAAACCUGAGGUCACUCACAGAUCACCAUUAAGUUCGUUAUCAAAUUCCGAUCCUGAACUACCGCAUUUGGGUGAAAAAGAUAACUUGAUUAAAGGCGCAAAUUUAACUGAGCAUGCUCUUAAAAUCUUAGAAAGUAAGUUGAGAGAUAAAAGGAAUGCGGUGACUAGCGAUGAGAAUCCAAUUCUAAGCUCAGUCAACACAAAUGUGCCACUCCAUGAUUCUAGUCAAGAAGUUUACGAUGGUGAGAUAGAUAUUAACUCAAACUACACUGGAUUUUUAGAGGUUAUUGUCCGGGAUAGAAAUAAUGUGCUUAUGGCAUACGGAAAAUACUUCGACAUAAUAACACCGGCUACGGAAGCGGAACCUGUUCAGAAUUUAAACAAUGCGGAGUUCUUUAUUAAUAUAGGGAUCAAAGCGGGAGCCGUACUGUUUGGUGUUCUGCUAGUUCUCAUUGUGCUGUGGAUUUUCCAUCACAAGAAAACGAAAAACGAAUUACAGGGCGAAGAUACUUUAACAUUAAGAGAUUCGUUAAGCAGGGCUUUGUUCGGUCGCCGGAGUCACAAUCAUAGUCACUUCAUUACGUCUGGAAAUCACAAAGGAUUCGAUGCUGGUCCCAUUCACAGAUUAGAUUUAGAAAACGCCUAUAAAAAUCGCCAUAAAGACACCGAUUACGGAUUUCUUCGGGAGUACGAGAUGCUGCCCAAUCGCUUUAGCGAUCGUACAACCAAGAAUAGUGAUUUGAAGGAGAAUGCCUGCAAAAACAGAUACCCCGAUAUUAAAGCUUAUGAUCAAACUCGCGUAAAGUUGGCCGUCAUAAAUGGACUGCAGACUGCAGAUUACAUAAAUGCUAACUUCGUUAUUGGAUACAAGGAGAGAAAGAAGUUUAUCUGUGCCCAGGGUCCAAUGGAAAGUACCAUCGACGAUUUUUGGCGAAUGAUUUGGGAACAACAUUUAGAAAUAAUUGUAAUGCUUACCAAUUUGGAGGAAUAUAACAAGGCCAAGUGCGCGAAAUAUUGGCCAGAAAAAGUUUUUGAUACCAAGCAGUUUGGAGAUAUUUUAGUGAAAUUUGCACAAGAACGAAAGACUGGAGAUUAUAUUGAACGAACCCUGAACGUUUCCAAGAACAAAGCCAAUGUUGGCGAAGAGGAGGACCGUAGACAGAUCACACAGUACCACUAUUUAACGUGGAAAGACUUUAUGGCACCGGAGCAUCCACAUGGCAUCAUUAAAUUCAUACGACAAAUUAACUCCGUCUAUUCCCUGCAAAGGGGUCCAAUUUUAGUUCACUGUAGUGCUGGCGUCGGCAGAACAGGAACGCUGGUGGCUCUAGAUUCCCUGAUCCAACAGCUGGAGGAAGAAGACUCAGUGUCCAUCUACAACACAGUGUGUGAUUUACGGCACCAACGGAAUUUUUUAGUUCAAUCCUUGAAACAAUACAUCUUCCUUUACCGGGCUUUAUUGGAUACUGGAACUUUUGGAAACACGGAUAUUUGCAUUGAUACUAUGGCGUCUGCUAUUGAAUCACUUAAGCGAAAGCCCAGUGAAGGCAAAUGCAAACUGGAAAUGGAAUUCGAGAAAUUACUGGUAACAACGGAUGAGAUUAGUAAAUCGUGUAGUGUGGGUGAAAACGAAGAAAACAAUAUGAAAAACAGAAGUCAAGAGAUUAUACCCUACGAUCGUAAUAGAGUAAUACUGACACCACUUCCAAUGAGGGACAACUCGACCUACAUAAACGCAUCAUUCAUAGAGGGCUAUGAUAAUAGCGAAACCUUUAUUAUUGCACAAGAUCCACUUGAGAAUACUAUUGGUGAUUUCUGGAGAAUGAUCUCAGAGCAGAGCGUUACUACCUUGGUAAUGAUAUCUGAAAUCGGAGAUGGUGCCAGAAAAUGCCCUCGAUAUUGGGCCGAUGAUGAAGUUCAAUAUGAUCACAUACUCGUAAAAUACGUGCACAGCGAAAGUUGUCCAUAUUAUACUCGCCGCGAAUUUUAUGUUACAAACUGCAAAAUAGAUGAUACGCUGAAAGUCACACAGUUUCAAUACAAUGGUUGGCCAACCGUGGACGGAGAAGUUCCAGAAGUCUGUCGGGGCAUCAUAGAACUUGUAGACCAAGCAUACAACCAUUAUAAGAACAACAAGAAUUCUGGUUGUCGAUCUCCACUCACAGUCCAUUGCAGCUUGGGAACUGAUCGAAGUUCUAUUUUCGUCGCAAUGUGCAUUUUAGUCCAGCACCUUAGACUGGAGAAGUGCGUCGACAUCUGUGCCACAACAAGGAAAUUACGAUCUCAGCGAACGGGACUUAUCAACUCAUACGCACAAUACGAGUUCCUACAUCGCGCAAUAAUUAAUUAUUCAGAUUUACAUCAGUUAGCAUUGGAUUAAGUUAGUUAUGUAUAUACCAGUACAUAAUGCGCGUUCUCGAACAUUAAUGCAUAAUGUGCUAUGAUAAAUUAUUUGUAUAUUUAUAAAAUCUUUUAAUAAAGUAUUUACAAGGGCAAAUGUAAUUUUUUUAACGAAUUAGGUUUGCCCGAAAACAUAAUAUACAUACAAAUAUAAAUGUAGUGUAUACGUAUCGUAUUGAUAAAACUACCAAAGGAAAAUAAGUAACAUAUUUUAUAAGAUACUAUGUAAUAAAAACUGAGAAUAAGAAUUGUACUUUUUUAUGAGCUUGAUGGUAUUGAA